UCCCUGCGUGGACGCCCACGUUUUCUCUCAUUUCUUUCCCUGUUUCAACUACUGAUCUACCCUUCUCCGUUUAUACUCCCUACCCUGUGAUCCCUGUGACCUUCCCUGGUCCUAUGCUCUCGUGUAAAGCCCCUUAUAUCUCUUGUGUCAGUGUCGAUUUUCGUAAGUUUGACUUCUUUCUCUCAGAGUCUCUGCCUGUUGAUCCUGCUGAUUUUGGGGACCUCUUUCUUCACCUGCCUCCUUCCGUCAUAGUCUGUCCCCCUACCCCUUGGAUUCCUAAGACAAUUCUGUGGUUUUUCUGUCCUUUUAGUUUCGCUCCCUCUCCUAUUUGUCCCCUUUUCUCUGUGCGCCCCACCCUGUCUCCUUUUGUCCCUUUCAGCCUCUGAGAUUAUCUCCCCUCUCCCCUGAGAACCUGGUCUUUGUGCUCUACCCACUCCUCAUUUUUUUGCCACUCUCGUUUGUGAUUGUGUGCUUCCCUGCCAGGUUCCAUUCCAAUAGUUUGCUCCUCCUUCUCUCUGUGGUUUCUCUUUUGUAGGGGUAGCAUCUUCUCUAACCACUCACUCCAUCCCUCUUUUCUUGAGGAUUUCUUUUCACUCCCUUCUGAUUGUGUCUCUGCUUGUGCUCAGAUUGCUGGGUCCUGUAGUUUUGUGUUACGAGUUGGUGUGUGCAAUCUUUUCUGCUUGAUCCAACUCCUUUGUUUGAUCCUUUGCCAGCCUUCUUUUCUCCUUCCUGUGUCCGGUCUUUUCUGCUGGUCUCUGUCUCCUACAGGAUCUGGGUUACAGAUCCUGUGUGUCAGGUAGUCUGGACACAAAAGGGUGGCAGAAGUGACUUCUUGCUGGACUGCUGUGCAAGGGAGAGAGAAACAGUGACCCAGAGGCGGGGACUGACAAGAACCAAGCUUAAGACCUAGAACGAAAUUGGUUCCAGCAUCUAGGACCCAGACACAGGACCAUGGGACCCCGGCAUUUGUGCCCUGUGCAGCUGCUCUGUCUCCUGGGGGCCAUCUCCACUCUGCCUCGGGCUGGAGCUCUCUUGUGCUAUGAAGCAUCAGCUUCACUCUUUAGAGCUGUUAGCCUCCAUAACUGGCAGUGGGUUCUGCUGAGGAGCAUGGUGUGCAAGCUGAAUGAGGGCUGUGAGGAGACCCUGGUGCUCUUCGAGACAGGGACCAGAAGGGGAGUGGUGGGUUUUAAAGGCUGCAGCCCAGCUGCAUCUUACCCUCCGCAAGUUUCCUACCUCAUUUCACCACCAGGAUUGUCCAUUGCCUCCUAUAGCCGUAUCUGCCGGACGUAUCUCUGCAAUAACCUCACUGACAUGGAUCAUUUCGUGAAACUCAAAGCCAACACUUCUAAGACUUUAGCAUUUUCAUCCCAUAGUUGCCCAACUUGUGUUGGUGAGCACUCUAAGAGUUGCCUCCCCAAUUUUGUCACCACUGAGUCUUGCCCCACCAGUGCCACUAAGUGUUACAGUUCCACCUUGAAAUUUCAGGCAGGAUCUCUCAAUACCACUUUCCUCUUCAUGGGCUGUGCUCGUGAACAGGCCAAAAUUUUAGCCCAUUUUCACCAUAUCGGUAGCAUCAGAGUCACUGAGGUCAUUAACAUCUUAGAGAAGGCCCAGCUGGCUGGUGCAGAGCCCUCUAGUCGGAGUUCUGCUGGGGGCAUCCUCUUAGGCUUCCUGCUUGCCUUCAGGGACUGAUGAUUUAGCUGGACCAGACAAACUUACCCCUUCACAUAGCCAAAUAAAGUUAUAGAGUUGCCUU
This is a messenger RNA of Sus scrofa (pig), 1756 nucleotides long. RefSeq names its product LY6/PLAUR domain containing 4 (gene LYPD4). The record is from RefSeq and is a predicted model, not a curated record. Gene Ontology annotation, cellular component: plasma membrane raft. Lineage: Eukaryota; Metazoa; Chordata; Mammalia; Artiodactyla; Suidae.